AUGGCUCAACUGGAUUCAGAUUCUAACGACGAUAAGAUCCUAUAUCGUGAAGUUAGAUCUUUGAAAGCUGGUCAAAUACAGAGAUUCAAUUUACAUUAUACCCCAGAACCAAGUGAACUGAUCCAUUUAACAUCAAAUUUAUGGUUGAAAGUUAAAAAUAUAGAACCAAUUCCAUUGAGAGCUGCCUUUUUAGCAGGUCCUUAUGUCUUAUAUGUUGAUUGUAAAAGACUGGAUUAUGAUCCUAAUCAAGCUUGUUUUAUCACGGCAGAUCAACCUGUUUUUGAACCUUCUUUAUUACCAGGUCAAGCUUUCUAUGCUCAACUUUCAUGUCAUACCAUUAAAGACUCAUAUUCAUGGACAGUGGAUGUGAUUUCUCAAAUCAUCUUUAAUAAUACUAUUGAUGUUGAUUUUGAAAUAUUGAUAGGAACAAGUAAAAAAGUUCUUCAUGAAGCUUCAAUACCUGAAAAGAAGGUUCUAAAUGCCGAUCAACAAGGUAGUUUCAUAUCAUCUACUAUUUUAAAUGUUUCGAAUCAAGAUACUUUGGAUUUAUGGAACCUACCUGUGCCAGACCCAAAUAAGCCAAUUCAUUUGGUCAUAUUAACUCAUGGUCUACAUUCAAAUGUCAGUGCCGAUAUGUUCUAUCUAAAAGAACAAAUAGAUAGUGUUAAAGGCGAGAACAUCGUUGUUAAGGGAUACUUUGGAAAUGUGGCCAAAACAGAAAGAGGUGUAAAAUAUCUAGGUAGUAGAGUAGCUGAAUAUAUUGUGGAUUUAGUUACCAAUAAUGAAAGUUUGAAUAAUGAUAGAGUUAGUAAAAUUUCAUUCAUAGGUCAUUCAUUAGGUGGGUUAGUUCAAACAGUAGCCAUUGCAUAUAUUCAAGUCAACUAUCCCUGGUUCUUUAAACAAAUCAAACCAAUCAACUUUAUAACCAUUGCAUCUCCCAUGCUAGGCAUUGUCAAUGAAAAUCCAGUUUAUGUUAAACUUGCCCUUCUGGCUGGUUUGGUAGGUAAAACAGGUAGAGAUGUAAGUUUGAAAUAUUUGGAAAAUGAUUCAAAGCCAUUACUUUUAUUACUCCCUACUGGUCCAACUCAUCAUGUUUUGAAGCGAUUUAUAAGAAGAACCGCAUAUGCUAAUUCAGUUAAUGAUGGAAUUGUGCCCUUAAGAACAUCAUCUCUAUUAUUUCUUGACUAUAAGGAAUUAAUACAGAUUAUAAAUUCACCAGAGAAUAAGCUCAAGACAACACAGAGCACAUCAACAGGAAUUGUUCCUCCUAUUCCUGCAAUUAAUGGGGAUAGUUUUGUCUUCCUGCCAGUGCAAACCUUUUUGUCAUAUUUCAUGCCUCAAAAACAAGCGGGUCACUAUCAAAAAUUCCAAACCAAUGAUAAAUCAAAUGUCGAAGAAGAAAAUCUGUUAAUGUAUAGUGCUGAUGAUUCUUAUGAAGAAUUACCUACCCAAUCUGUUCUUGAAACAGCAACAUCAUUAAUAUUACCUCCACUUCCUUCCUUAAAAUUCAUAAAUGAUCCCAGCUCUCGUGAACCAGUAAUUGUUAUAGAUAAAGUAUAUCGUGAAGAAGAUUUGCCUCCUCAUACACCUGCCGAGGUUCCAUGUCUAAAUUUCGAUACAACUAAAACCGACGAAUCACCAUCCAUUAGUAUUAGACAACGUAUUUUGAAUACAAUCGAUUAUGAUGUUGAACAUUUGGAAGAAGAUAUAGCAAGGGAAUACCAUAAGAAUAUGGAUUGGAGGAAAGUUAUAGUCAAACUCAAGCCCGAUGCGCACAAUAAUAUCAUAGUGAGACGUAGAUUUGCUAAUGCGUACGGUUGGCCAGUUAUAGAGCAUUUAGUAUCAAAUCAUUUUGGAGCUCACAAUGCAUUAGAAGAAGAUUUCCGACCCCUGAAUUCUAUCUUUAAGGAUUCAUUGGAUUCAGCACUUGAUUUAACUCGAAUUAUUUCAAGAGAUUUGGUGACUAAACAGAAUAAGGAAAUUGAUCAACAAUCUAUCCAUGAAUCUACCGAGAAUCAUUGGAUUAAUUCAAAGGAUAAUGCAGAAUCCUUGUUUGCAGUGGGACCAACUGGUUUAUUAUCAGAAGUAAGUGAGAUGGUUGGAAAUUUACGAGAUCAAUUUUAUAAUGGUUUUAAAGUAGGAGUACCAGGAGUCAACACUAAUGGGAAUCAAGACCAAAAACCAAUAGUCACAUUAGAAGAUGAAAUGAAUGACUCAGAAAUCGUAACUGAUUAUGAUGAUGGAAAUGGGUUAGCAAGAAGAAUAAUGGGCGGAUUUUUAUAG
Molecule: messenger RNA, 2283 nt
Organism: Scheffersomyces coipomensis
Lineage: Eukaryota; Fungi; Ascomycota; Pichiomycetes; Serinales; Debaryomycetaceae
Product: putative lipase
Exons: 1
Coding region: 1-2283 (760 amino acids)
Molecular function (GO): monoacylglycerol lipase activity
Source: RefSeq, a predicted model, not a curated record